Closterium sp. Naga37s-1 is the source of this 2655-nucleotide messenger RNA. The record is from the annotation of a GenBank genome assembly. NCBI's taxonomy places the organism in Eukaryota, Viridiplantae, Streptophyta, Zygnematophyceae, Desmidiales, Closteriaceae.
AUGGAUGCACCGGAGAGCCUUAAAUCGGAGCCGGGGUUGGAAAAGGAUCCGCACCGGCUGAUGCUGCAACGACUCAACUACGAGCUCCAUCAGCGGAAGGAGCUGGUUCGCGCGCGGGAGAUGCUGGAAAUCCGUCGGCGGACGCUCCAGGAGAGCAUCAGCAGCCGGAAAAAGUUUCUGGGCAGCCUUCCCGGGCAGCUGAAAGCCUUGAAGAAAGCAUCCGGUCCGCUUCAACAGCAAAUGGGGAUGCAGCACUCGCGGCGGGUGAAGCAACACCGCUUAGCGUCCCUCCUCCCUCCGCCUCUUUACGUUCUGUACUCGCAAUUAGCUGCUCGGAGGGACUCGUUAGAAGAAGCUAUCGAGGUGGAAAUUGAAGGGAGCGUUAGAGAAGCGGAAGCCUUUGCUGCUAUGGUGGAAGAGAGAGAGGCAGCAGCAGCUGCUGCGGCAGCAAGGGGAGGUGGUGAGGAGGGUCAGAUGGGGGAGGAAGAAGAGGGGGAGGAGGGAGAAGCGGAGAGAGAGCGGGAGGAAGAGGAGGAGGAAGGUGACGGGGGAGCGAAGCAGGCGCAAGUGAAUGCGGGGAUCGGCGCAGCUGACUUGAUCGGCGCUGUGGAUUCCCCCCAUCCGCUGGUGGUGGUGCUCCGCCUGCUGGACGCGCGGGGGAGGGCGGAGCGGGGGAACGCGGAGGCUGUCGGGCAGGGCGGGGAGCGCGGGGCGGAGGAGGAGGAGAAGGAGAAGGAGAAGGAGAAGGAGAAGGAGAAGGAGAAGGAGAAGGAAAAGGAGAAGGGGAAAGAGAGGGAAAAGAGCAAGGCGAGAGACAAGGAAGACGGCCAACAGCCCGCGCUGCUAGUGCUCCGCUUCGAAAUGCUCUGGAACCUCGGGGUCAUCUGCGACUCAGGCCUUCUCUUCCCGAAUAUGGCUAAGGAGCCGUUGGCAAGGGAGAGUGGGUUUGUGGCGGCUCUACCUGCGCGCCUCUCCCGCCCAUACUACUGGGCGCAGCUCAUGUGUGGCCUGGAUUUCCUCCCGCCCCUUCCCCCCUCCUUCCUGCUUCCCUCUGGCUCCUCUGCCGCUGCUGGCACGGCAGUGGCAGCGGCGAGAGAGGGAGGGGCAGCGGAGGCAGGGCCGGGGGGAGCACGGGCACAGCUGCUGGAACGGCUAGAGGCGUUCAGGGAGGAGCGGCGGCUGGGGCGAGUGCUGCAGGCGAUGAGGGAGCGAGUGACGGCCGCGAGAGAGCUCAAUGCGGUUCUCUCCUCCCUCGUUACAAGCAGACUCCCCACAAUCACGCCUUCCCAUGCCACUGUCGGCCCCUACUCCUCCGGGCCCUGGCCAGAAGAUUCCGGGUACCUUCCCCAAUGCUCCAUUCUGAGCUGGCAGCUUCUCAUUGGCCCGCUGGGGUUCCCAAACGCCAAGUGUAGCAGCCAGAUUGGGGGAAAGGCUGAAGAGGGGGAUUUGGCUAGUGGGAAGGGGGGGGAGAAGAGAGGGAAGGAGAGGCGAGGGGAGGGGAGGAGCGAGAGGGAGGGGGAGAAGGAUAGGAGUGACAUGAAAGGAGAUGAGAAGAAAGGGGAAGAGAAGAAAGGGGAUGAAAGGAAAGGGGACGAGAGGAAAGGAGACGAGAAGAAAGGGGAUGAGAGGAAGGGGGAGAAGGGAUCAGGGGAGGAUGGAUCGUCUCGCGGCCGAGGAGAAGGCAUAGGAAGAGGGAAAGGUAGAGACGAGGCUGCCGGGAGGCUGGCUGUGGGUGGAUUUGGAAGAGAGAGCAGUUUGCCAGUUGGUGGGUUGGGAGGAGAGGGUGGUUUGCUGCCUGGUGCUAUGCUUGCCCAGGCUCUGGUGAUAGCACAGCGGAGGAGAUUGGGUGGACUGGCCGGUGCAGUAGGGUUGGGAGGGGUGGCAGGGCUGGCAGGGAUAAGUGAGCUUGAAGGGGGGUCAGGACGGAAGGGGGAGGGCGGGGGGAAGAAGCGGGAGAGUGAGGGGAAGAGCAGCGGCAGGGAGAGGAGGAGCAGCAGGGAGGGCAAGGAGAAGAGCGAUGAGGAUGGAGAGAAAGGGAGAGGGGGAGGGAGUAAGCGAGAAACUGAGGGUAAAGCACCAGCAUCAGGAGCCAUAGCAGCAGCAGCAGGAACAGAAGCAGCAGCAGAGGGACCUGCAGGGGACGGGCAGGGCAGGGGGGGCAGCGGGGGGAGUGGGGGGAGUGGGGGGAGUGGGGGCGUGGAAGGUGGGGAAGGCGUGGAGGGGGUGGUGUGGGUGGCGUUGCCGUGGUCGUGGGCGGCAGCACAUGGUAUCCAUCCGUCCACCCCUGCUGCUGUCUCCUGGGAGACUGUCCUGGGGGCCGGUGCCUGUGUGUAUGAGCUCAUUGUGAGGGGCGCGGGGGGCGGAGGGGCCGGAGGGGGUGGUGGAAGUGGUGGGAGUGGAGAGCGGAAGGGGAGGAAGGAGGAGGGCGAGAGGGGUGUGUGUUACCUGCAGGCACUGGUCGUCAUCUAUCCUGAUUUCCCUCGCCGCCCUCCUCUCUUCUCCCUCCACCUCCUCUCCCCGACCACUUCAUCUGCGCAUCAGCAACCCCUCCUCCCCUCCUCCACUGCCCAAGUCACACUCACCCCAUCUGCAUCACCCCCCUCCUCCCAUGCCUCCUCACUGCUGGAUGGGCUGUUUUCUCUCGAGUCCGAGUGA